AUGAAGAUUGCAGGACGGACAUUCGUCGUCUCGGGCGGCGCAUCUGGCCUCGGCCGUGCCUGUGUGCGGGACAUUGUCGCAAGCGGCGGCAACGCGGCCGUCCUGGACAUGAACGAAGAGCUAGGCAACGCCCUAGUCAAGGAACUCGGCCCGGCCUUGGUCAGGUUUUUCGUCUGCGAUGUCGCCGACACGGACAACAUUGCUGCCGUCGUGAAAGCCACGGUCGACUGGGUGAAGCAGACGGGCAAACCGCUAGGCGGCAUCAUCCCAGCCGCCGGCGUUGGCCGACCUGGUCUGAUAAUCGACAAGAACCUCAACCCAGUCUCACUCGACGCUGUCGACUUCGUGCUGUCCAUCAACCUGCGGGGCACGCUAGACUUGGUGCGGCAGGUACUCCCCCACCUAGCCGCGACAGAGCCGGAAGGGCCAGACGGGGAGCGCGGGGUGGUUGUCAUGGUGGCCAGCGCGGCGGCGUUUGAAGGCCAGAUGGGCCAGGUGGCGUACGCCGCGAGCAAAGGGGCCGUGGCGGCCAUGACGCUGCCCAUGGCGCGGGACCUGUCGCGGUUCGGCAUCCGCGUCGUCACCAUCGCCCCGAGCUUGUUUGACUCGGCCAUGACUGCCGUUCUGUCGGACAAGGUGCGCCAGAGCCUGCUGAAGGCCAUGGAGUUCCCCGCCCGCCCGGGCCGGCCGGAGGAGUUCUCGUCGCUGGUGAAGCAGGCCAUUGAGAAUGUCAUGCUGAACGGUGUGGUCAUUAGGCUGGACGGAGCGACGAGGAUGCCGAGCAAGCUGUGA
Canariomyces notabilis is the source of this 792-nucleotide messenger RNA. RefSeq names its product NAD(P)-binding protein. The transcript is spliced from 3 exons. Gene Ontology annotation, molecular function: oxidoreductase activity. Bases 1 to 792 code for a protein of 263 amino acids. NCBI's taxonomy places the organism in Eukaryota, Fungi, Ascomycota, Sordariomycetes, Sordariales, Chaetomiaceae. The record is from RefSeq and is a predicted model, not a curated record.